AUGGGGCCAGCAACUGAGGCUGCUGAGAGUGAAGUGCCGCUGCAGGAGUUGCAUGUUGAUGGCGAUGGACACCAGGAGACUGUUGGGGAGCCAGAAUCUCACCGUAACUCCAGGAAAUGUAACUGCAGGAAAAGUACAAUUAUUCUCACAGUCGCCCUCACAGCCGUGUCCUUAGGUCUCAUCGUUGCUCUUAUUCUCCUGGCAGGGCCGAGACCUAAGCUUCCCUCAGCUGAUCUGGGCCCUCCUGUUGGCCCCACAUGCCCAGAUGGCUGGAUCGGGUACCAAGGGAAAUGCUACUAUUUCUCCGAGGUCGAAGGGAACUGGAACUACAGCCAAAGCCACUGCUCUUCCCUCAGCGCCUCCCUGGCUGGGAUCGACAAUGAGCAGGACCUGGAUUUCCUGCUGCGCUAUAAAGGCAAAUCUGACCACUGGAUCGGCCUCCGGAGGGACCUGGGGCAGCCCUGGAAAUGGACCAAUGGCACCGAAUUCAACAGCCUAUUUCCAAUAGGAGGAGGAGGUGACUGCGCGUAUCUGAAUGACAAUUAUGGGGUCAGCAGCUCACAGUGCACCAGUGAGAGGUACUGGAUCUGCACCAAACCCGAUGCAUUUACACAGGCAAAGGAGGCUGCUGCAGAAGGGGACUCGUAA
Messenger RNA from Mauremys mutica (yellowpond turtle), 648 nucleotides. Its product is annotated as C-type lectin domain family 2 member D-like. Bases 1 to 648 code for a protein of 215 amino acids. The record is from RefSeq and is a predicted model, not a curated record. NCBI's taxonomy places the organism in Eukaryota, Metazoa, Chordata, Testudines, Geoemydidae. The transcript is spliced from 5 exons.